Messenger RNA from Myodes glareolus (Bank vole), 974 nucleotides. It is a transcript of the gene Ovol3, whose product is annotated as ovo like zinc finger 3. Lineage: Eukaryota; Metazoa; Chordata; Mammalia; Rodentia; Cricetidae. Gene Ontology annotation, biological process: regulation of transcription by RNA polymerase II; epidermal cell differentiation. Gene Ontology annotation, molecular function: DNA-binding transcription factor activity, RNA polymerase II-specific; RNA polymerase II cis-regulatory region sequence-specific DNA binding. The record is from RefSeq and is a predicted model, not a curated record. Gene Ontology annotation, cellular component: nucleus.
CGGUGCCAGGACUGGGGCCAUGUAUCUUUCUUCUCUCCAGUCUCAGGCGCAGCCUAGGCUCUUCCCUCACUCAAGCAUCUCUGGGGGUCCUCUAAGUGUCUCAGCCCCUGGAGAUUGCAGUGUUCCUUGGGAGCCUGGCCUAGGGAAGGAGCCAUAACGGCAGGCCCUGAAGCAGAGGUAACUGAGAGCCAGUUAAGGCUGCUCCCCGGGCUUGUCCCAAAAUUUGCAUGAAGAGAAUGAGGCUCCUCCGUGGGUCUCCUGACCUCACCUAGCGCUGCAUAGUUCUGGGCUGAGGUCUGACACGCAGCAGAUAGAGGAGGCAGUGCUGUGGGGAGCCACUGCACCACCCUGAAAGCAAUGCCCCGGGUCUUCCUUGUGAGGAGUCGGCGACCACAACCACCUAACUGGAGCCGUCUGCCUGACCAGCUCCGGGGAGAUGCCUAUAUCCCAGACUGCUGCAGCCUGGCAGUGCCACCAGCGCACAGAUCUCCUAGUCUGAGAGACACUUGGGCAGCGUCCUCACAGGGAACCCUGACCUCUGCUCCCAGGGCCCCGGGGACACUUGGCUGCCCGCUUUGCCCCAAGGCCUUCCCGCUGCAGCGCAUGCUGACUCGGCACCUCAAGUGCCAUAGCCCAGCACGGCGCCACGUGUGCCACUGCUGCGGCAAGGGCUUUCACGACGCCUUUGAUCUCAAGCGCCACAUGAGGACUCACACAGGAAUACGGCCAUUCCGCUGUGGAGCUUGUGGGAAAGCUUUCACUCAGCGCUGCUCCCUUGAAGCUCACCUUGCCAAGGUACACGGGCAGCCAGCCAGCUAUGCCUACCGGGAGCGCAGGGAGAAGCUGCACGUGUGUGAAGACUGUGGCUUCACCAGCUCUCGGCCUGAUGCUUACGCACAGCAUCGCACGCUCCACCGCACAACCUGAUAUACCGGCGGCUUCUUAUCCACGAGACGAAUAAACAGGAAACGCUA